Messenger RNA from Dentiscutata erythropus, 612 nucleotides. The record is from the annotation of a GenBank genome assembly. NCBI's taxonomy places the organism in Eukaryota, Fungi, Glomeromycota, Glomeromycetes, Diversisporales, Gigasporaceae.
UACAUUCUAGUUAUAGAAUUAUUCAAUGAUACUGAACCUAUUAAUGCUACAACUUACAAAGUGUCAAAUGAAUUAUUAAAUAUAUUAAAUGAUUUAAACAAUACAAUAAAUAAAGAUUAUCAAAGUGGUAUAGGUCAUAGGCUAAUAUUUGACACAAAUUUUCCAGAUAAAGCAGAUAUGAGAAAAUGGUCUUUGAUUAUGGAAUUAUUUGACAAUACUGAUGCUAACGAAGCAGUAAAUAAAGAGUCAAACGAAUUAUUAAAUGUAUUAAAUGAUGCAAUAACUGAAAUCAUCAAGAUGUUUAGUGAUGAUAUGAUAGAGUUUAUAGAGUUUUGUAUACACCAUGAUGUAACUAGUGCACAAAGUAUUGGACAUCUUUUAAGAGAAAAAUUUUCUGGGAGGGAGAUUUAUCAAAAGAGUCUUUAUAAUUUUAUUCAAAUAGCAAAAAAAAAAUCAGUAAUAUGGGUUGAAUCUGAUGUCUCAGAUCUUAUAAGGCAUUUGUAUUCACAUCAAACUGAGGAUUCAUAUUGGUUUGUAGAGGCCAAAUUUAAGAAAAAUGAACGUCGAUUAUGUGGAUUAGUGUGGUUGUUAUUUGAACAACAAAAUUUAUAA